Molecule: messenger RNA, 438 nt
Organism: Saxophila tyrrhenica
Lineage: Eukaryota; Fungi; Ascomycota; Dothideomycetes; Mycosphaerellales; Extremaceae
Exons: 1
Coding region: 1-438 (145 amino acids)
Source: RefSeq, a predicted model, not a curated record
AUGGCCACCACUCUCUUCAACUCUCUCUUCCGUCGCGCUCCACAAGUUCCACCUCCCGUCAAAUUUCCGUACACCUUCAAAAGCAAUCCCUACAAAGCCAAGCGACCAUGGCCUCCGGACUUCAGCCAGCUCUCCAGCAAGCACCAGUUCCGUCUCGAGCGCCGCUACCGUCGAAGAACGAAGCUGAAAUGGGCGAGGCCGGGAUGGAAGAAGGCGGUGACGUUGGUACAGUGGGGCAGUAUUGUGGCGGUGGGCAUCUACGGGGUGUUGUUUCUGGAAGUGACUGAAGGGCGAGAACGAGGGGUUGGCGAAGGGCAGGGGGAGAGAACCAGGGGCAGGACUGUGUUUGAUGGAGUGCGAAAGUGGUAUUGGGCACAGAUGGAUGAGUUUCGGGGAACAAGGGAGGUUAAUGGGAGUCAAGGGCGGCAGAGUGGAUGA